GGUGCGGUCGAAAGCUGCGCUUGUUUCUCUUGCACUCGGGCAACGAGAGCGAUAGGGAGAGUAAGAGUGUGAGUGAAGGGAAGAAAGAAAGACACAAAAACACACACACUGCGGGCGUUGCCGUUCAAUGGAGAUAAAGUGCAGCUGUGUUUCGAUGUUGUCGCUGUGACUCUUACAAGGACCUGCACUUCAUCUUAGCCAUGGCUCAGAUCCUUCAUCUCGAGAUUCCGAAUUUUGGGAACAAUGUCCUGGGAUGCCUGAACGAACAGCGGCUAAUGGGGUUAUUUUGUGAUGUCUCUAUUGUGGUCAAAGGUCAAGCCUUCAAGGCACACCGUGCCGUGCUGGCUGCCAACAGCCUCUAUUUCCGGGACCUGUUCAGUGGCAACAGCAAAAGUGCAUUUGAGUUGCCCGCCACAGUACCGCCUGCCUGCUUUCAGCAGAUCCUCUCCUUUUGUUACACCGGCAAGCUCACCAUGGCAGCCAGCGAGCAGCUGGUGGUGAUGUACACAGCAGGCUUCUUGCAAAUACAGCGCAUUGUCGAGAAAGGGACUGAACUGAUGUUCAAAGUGAGCUCCCCACACUGUGACUCUCAGACGACCUCCAUCGAAGACACUGGCUCCGCGCCACAGAGUCCUUGCCCCCUACAGCUAACUGCCACCCCGACAGUUGUGUCUCCAGCAUUACCUAUUCCAUUGCUUUCUCGGGUGAAGAGUGAACACUGUGAGCAAGAUCUGACGAUGCCUGGCAUUCAUGCCCUUGCAACAAAGCGUCCACUGGAGGCUAGCCAGCGUGAGAGUGCCAGCCACCUAAACUAUGCAACACCUUUGAAGUUACCCAGAGUUUCUUAUUCUGGAUCUUGGGGCGCCACACCUUUUGUUCAGCCGGUAACCUAUGUUCAAACAGAGCGCACAAGCCCAGGCGGAAGCAGUAAUCAAACCACAGACAGUCCAACUUCAUACCAUAACGAGGAAGAGGAUGAUGACGAUGAAGCAUAUGAGACAAUGGCAGAAGAUCAAUAUGGACAGAUGUAUAUCAAGGCAUCAACGGGAUACCCUGCACAAGAGAAAGUUGGGCAGUUGUCAAGCCACUUGACAGUAGAAAAUCGCUCCUGUGUGCUUGUUCGUCGUGAUCUGGUCGCACUUCCUGCUAGUCUCAUCAGUCAGAUUGGCUACAGAUGUCACCCGAAGCUGUACUCAGAGGGUGAUCCUGGUGAGAAGCUAGAACUUGUCUCAGGUUCAGGAGUUUAUAUCACACGAGGUCAGCUGAUGAACUGCCACCUCUGUGCAGGGGUCAAACAUAAGGUCCUCCUCCGCCGCCUACUUGCCUCAUUCUUUGACCGCAACACUUUGGCAAAUAGCUGUGGCACUGGAAUUCGUUCCUCCACUAGUGACCCCAGCAGAAAGCCUUUGGAUAGCAGGGUCCUGAAUGCAGUAAAAUUAUAUUGUCAGAAUUUUGCUCCCAAUUUCAAAGAAAGUGAAAUGAAUGUGAUUGCUGCUGACAUGUGCACUAACGCUCGAAGGGUUCGCAAACGCUGGCUUCCCAAGAUCAAAUCGAUGUUGCCUGACGGGAUGGAAGUGUACCGUACAGUUAUUGGCGACGCAGGUGGUGGAGGCAGCUUGGACCCGGAGCUGUAUGGAACUGGGUCGACAUUUGAGCAAAGUAGCCAAGCUGAGAAGAGAAAUGACCCUGGGACUGUACUUGGAGAAAGAACAAAUCCUGUCAGCAUAGACGUGGAGUCCCCCAAAUCCGACCAGUCCUGUGAACAGAAUGAAAUGAUGGAGUCGGUAAUAAGAGAAGCUGCUGGAUCUAAUAUUUUGGCCCCUGACACACCCAGCACAGGCCACACUUUUGAUCAAGAGGAAGCUUCCUCUAACAAUAGAUCUGAAACACCCAUGCGCAAACUGGAUGGAACGUAUGCAGGGACCUUGUGAAGAUUUUCACUGUGGUCAGAAGGAAGCGCAUCAUGUUAUUUGAAAUGGCUUGCAUGCAUACUAACACUCUCAACAUUUGGCAGUGUUACUUAAGCCACUGACCUGUACCCGUUGCCUGAAGACGUAACUUUUAUCCCACCUGUAUACAGUAUGCCAUGAAGAAAUGAAGACGCCUUUAUAACACUGAAACAGAUCUUUCCAGUUCAACUCGUCUUAUGGAGGCGACAACAGAAUUUGCAGUCUCUUCCCAUCGAAAGGCCGGAAUGAGGAGCAACUGGGGUGAUUUGAAAGUUGCCUUUCAUGAUGGUAAAUAGUGUCCAGAUCAUUUUAGCACUGUUGGCCCAUUAACAAACUCUUAAAAUGGAACUGACCUGCACAUACAAAAACACACUAACUGUGAUGGAAAAUGGGAUCGCAAAGUGUAAUUUUUUUUUUUAAAAAGAAAAAUUAUGUUCUCAUCCUUGUGUCAAUCUGGCUCUGUUCUUCCCAUACCGCCAUGGCCAAGUAAACUACUAGUGUGUGCUAGCUUAUCUAGCUGGAAUUUAAUAUUUAGCAUAAUCUGACUGUUGAAAUUU
Messenger RNA from Carcharodon carcharias (great white shark), 2506 nucleotides. Its product is annotated as nucleus accumbens-associated protein 2. Gene Ontology annotation, molecular function: DNA-binding transcription factor activity, RNA polymerase II-specific; protein binding; RNA polymerase II cis-regulatory region sequence-specific DNA binding. Lineage: Eukaryota; Metazoa; Chordata; Chondrichthyes; Lamniformes; Lamnidae. The transcript is spliced from 6 exons. The record is from RefSeq and is a predicted model, not a curated record. Gene Ontology annotation, biological process: regulation of transcription by RNA polymerase II. The coding region runs from base 201 to 1931 and encodes 576 amino acids.